Echinostoma caproni is the source of this 465-nucleotide messenger RNA. The record is from the annotation of a GenBank genome assembly. Lineage: Eukaryota; Metazoa; Platyhelminthes; Trematoda; Plagiorchiida; Echinostomatidae.
CGACCACAACAGUGCCGACUACAACCUCAACUGUACCGUCGACGACCACAACCGAAUCGACAACAACCUCAACCGUACCGACAACAACUACAACUGCACCGACAACGACCACAACAGUGCCGACUACAACCUCAACUGUACCGUCGACGACCACAACCGAAUCAACAACAACCUCAACCGUACCGACAACAACUACAACUGCACCGACAACGACCACAACAGUGCCGACUACAACCUCAACUGUACCGACGACGACAUCGACCGACUCGACAACAACAUCAACCGUACCGACAACAACUACAACCGAAACGACAACAACGACAACUGCACCGACAACGACCACAACAGUGCCGACUACAACCUCAACUGUACCGUCGACGACCACAACCGAAUCGACAACAACCUCAACCGAAACGACAACAACUACAACCGAAACGACAACAACUUCAACUGUACCAACAAUGA